GAAAGAGAAAGAGGGAGGGGAGAGAGAGAGAGGGAGAGGAGAGGAGCAGCGGUGGUUCCCUCCUUCUUUUUCAUUCACUUCCUCUCUCCCUCUGCACUGAGGAGACCUCACCGCUCAGCCUGCACUCGCCUUGUGUUGAGCAGCAGUUAUAUGGAGGAGGAGGACUUUACAGCAGUAGAUGCCAAUCUUUUACAGUCUGUGGUUCAGGAGAUGGUUAUCAUCAGAACUCUGUCCAAAGGCUGCCUCCUGUUGUGUCUUUAGUUGCUGUUAAAUUUGAUGCUGAGCGCAAGAACUUGAUAUCUGUCACAAGGACCGAAACAGAUCUCAUGCAGUCUCAGCAACGUGCGGAAGUGGUCGGCGGUCCAAAUGGCUCCCGGAUUAUCUUCUCCAGGGAGCCUGGAGGUUCCUCAGGUCAGCACAUCCUCACUUCCCCAGAGCUGACCCACGAGGUGGUCAUCUCCCCCGGACUCCCCACACCUCCUCUGAGCCCUUUUCGCUCCGCAAGGCUUCCAUCUGGAGAGGUUAAGGUGUCAGAAGUGAAUGGAAGUGGACCAACAACUCUCAGCUUUGGAUCUUACUAUGGCCCCUCACAAACACACGGCGGACUGUCCAAUGGCGUCCAGAGCGCUGCCACUUUACCGCGCAGCUGGACUCCCACCAGGGAGGAGAGGCUUAUCAAGUUCUCAGGAAUCGGUCCAGUGGAUGAAACCGGGAUGCCCAUUGCCUCAAGAUCAAGUGUGAACAAGCCCAGAGACUGGUACAAGAGCAUGUUCAGACAGAUUCACAGAAAGCCAGAGGAACCUGAGCUGGAGGAUUCAGAGCGGUGGUCAGCCGAACGGCUCCAGUUGUCUGCCAACACAGAAAAAAGCGAUGAAGCAGACAAGAAUCUCUUCAGACUAACACCUUACGGAGCUCUCCCAGAUUGGAGUGAGGAUGUAGAUAAGCUGUCAGACCCGGGAAAGCAGCACCCUCAACCGAGGAGCAUUUUCGACUUUGAGCCUGGAAAGAGCGCCGCCUCAGAAAGCCACAGCCAGGCUCGUUUAUCUCCGAAGAAGCAGCCUGAGAAACCGAAGUCCCCUUCUAUUGAGGCCAGUCUGGUCUCUGAGCUGAGUCGAUUUGAGGCUGAGCUGGACUCGGAGAUCCAGGGCCUGGAGAGGAGACUUUCCCAGAAGAAGCAGCGUCGAGGCCGGGGUGAGGAGGCCAGGGGCAAAGAUCCAGGACCUGCUCCAAAGACUGCGACUACAAACUACAGCAAUUCACCACCGCUGAAGCAGCCCGUCCAUCGCUCUUUUGGCACACCGGCGACCUCCGCUCCCACAUAUGUAGAACGUCUUUCCCCCGCGAAUGAAAUCAUGGCGCUGCCACCUAAGAAAGAGGAAAAAAAGAUGAAAGCAGCGCGAGCCAAGUUCAAUUUCCAGGCUCAGUCACCCAAGGAGCUCAUGCUGCAAAAAGGCGACAUUGUUUACAUCCACAGGCAGGUUGAUGCCAACUGGUUUGAAGGAGAACAUCAUGGCAGAGCUGGUAUUUUCCCCACAUCUUAUGUGGAGAUUUUGGCCCCUUCAGAGAAGCCAACGCCUAUAAGGUCUCCAACUUUACAGGUGUUGGACUACGGGGAAGCUAUAGCUCUGUUUAACUUCAACGCUGACCUACCUGUUGAACUUUCUUUUCGUAAAGGCGAGGUGAUCGAUAUAACUCGACGUGUCGACGAUAAGUGGUUAGAGGGGAGGAUCUCAGGGACCAGCCGGAGCGGCAUCUUCCCAGCCAAUUAUGUCCAGGUCAACAAGAUGCCCCGCACCAAAUUCUCCACGGACGACUACUCACCUGGCCCCAUGUCUCCCGUCUCCUCUGGACCCCAGAGUCCAGGACGUCCACUCCACUCACCCUGCCCGCGGUCCCCAUUCACCCCCACUUCCCUCAGCCCCAAACCUGAGCACUCCCCCCUGCAGCCGUCCUCACCUGUGCCUUACAGCAGCCCAGCUUCACAGUCACGCUCCCCCGCCCAGACACCCGUAUCCAAAGAAAUGACCAAUCGGUGGCCCCACAGCACCUCCAAAACUGCCUCACCCACCAACCAGAACAGCCACUGGGUUGGGACACACUCAGCUAACCAGAGCCCCAUGACUAGAGCUGUUUCACCGUCCGCUCAGUCAUCAGCGUCUGUGCACAACAGAGCAGGAGCAACCACAGCGAGCACUCCCAGAUACACUGACCCCGUACAGGCUGCAAUACCAAACCAAGCUGCGCCGUCUAAUCCACAUGUGAACUCCCUGCCGCACACACAAGUGCCAAACAUCCCCGGUUCGACUGUGGGACAACGCCAACCAUACAAAGCUGUUUACAACUACAAGCCACAGAAUUCAGAUGAGUUGGAGCUCAGAGAAGGAGACAUUGUACAAGUGAUGGAGAAAUGUGACGAUGGCUGGUUUGUAGGUACGUCAGAACGGACUCGUGCUUUUGGGACUUUUCCUGGGAAUUACGUGGCACCGGUUUGACCUCCCCACCUCUUGCUUGCCCACAUCCAUCCAAGCAGGACUCAUAAGAGCCCAAGCGAUCACUUAAAAGUCACUCCAACAGAUCCCGCUUUGACACCCCAGCGUUUCUCCAUCACAUUUACUCACCACACUCCUACAUCUGGCUUAGUCAGACCUGCAUGUUCCCCUUCAGUUUCCCAGAACAGAGGUGAAGGCAGGGACAUUGAGUGGUUUCUCACCUCACCUCCCUGCAUGAGUGCAUGUCUGUGUGUGUGUGUGUGUGUGUGUGUGUGUGUUCCACUGAGACACCGGCAGUGUUUUCACACACACCACUUGAGAGGAAAGAAUGAAUGCUGAUGAUACUGUUUCAGAUGCAAAGAAAGGACUUUUUUGUUCCACAACUAUUUGCAGCUGCAGGAAAUUUGCAUUCCUUCCCACUGAACAACACUGUUCCUUCUGGGAUCCUGAUACAGUAUGAUGCCGCAUUCAGCUUCUUGUCACCACAGUGCCAUCACAAACCACUGCAGAGAAUUUUGAAUAAGGGUGGCACAUUUUUUUUUUUUUUUUUUUUUUACUCGUCUUCUGGCAUUUCAAUGGAUUAAUGUUUCUUUCAAAUAUCUUCCUCAGAUUUUGCUCUCGAUCUCUGAAAAUACUCCCCGAGAAAUUUGAGGAGGCAACGUGAACGUCUGUAGUGUGACUAAAGUAAAGAGAAGUAGGGGCUCGGAUAUGUCAAGAUAAGUUUACAGCCCUUCACUAGGCUAUGCAGAAGAGCAAAUAUAAGUGAUGCAUGUACUGGUAUUUUGAGUAAGUUGAUCAUUAGAGAAUAUUUGGCUUUUUUUUAUUUUUUAAGGAUGAUGUUUGUUCCUCUUAAGCCAUGGAGUGGGAUGCCAAAGGUGACAGUAAAAAGAUAGAUCAUGUUCUGUUCUGUGCUGUAAAAGAAGCUGCUUUGCUCUGAAAUUAGAAAUUCAUACAUCUGCAAGUUGUAUAAGAUCAGCUAAAUAAGUUAAACGUCGACAAUUGCUCCACGGCAAACAAGUUCUGAAUGAUCUUUUAAAAGUAUUUGAAGUAAUGCUGUAUGUGCCAAAUCUAACCGUCACAUUUCCCUUUUAAAUGAAUUCAAACCACUGAACAAUCCCAGCUCUGCUUCUGUAAUGUUUUCUCUGCGUACGGGGUUAACGCUCUCACUCUGACAGUAUUUCAAAAAGAAACACUCACUGUAUGUCCGUAUCAUUGCAACCUGUGACAAAUGUGGCCUUUCUAAGCCUAAUUAGAAAAUCCUUAUCAUGAAGUCAUUUUGCAAUUUUAUAUGAUAUAUUCAUGAUUUUACUGUAAUUAAAAAAAAAAAAAACAAAUAAAAAAGAUGAAUCAUAUUUAGUAGCCACAGAAAAUGAUUGUACAGACUGUAACCUUUUAUCAGAUUGAAAGUAUAAUAUAUAUUUGCCUAUAAAACAAUGUAUCUCAUGUGUAUGGUACGCAAUUUUUUAAAAGCAAUUAAACAUUACAGAGUGAUACUGACA
Larimichthys crocea (large yellow croaker) is the source of this 3988-nucleotide messenger RNA. RefSeq names its product sorbin and SH3 domain containing 3 (gene sorbs3). Bases 327 to 2492 code for a protein of 721 amino acids. Gene Ontology annotation, molecular function: protein binding. NCBI's taxonomy places the organism in Eukaryota, Metazoa, Chordata, Actinopteri, Sciaenidae. The transcript is spliced from 22 exons. The record is from RefSeq and is a predicted model, not a curated record.